CCUGAGGCGGACUCUCCGCCAGCCACACAACUGGAGGCCCGGCGGCAGGCUGGGGCUCUCGGGCCGCCACUGGGCCGCUUCCCGGGAUGCUAGGACGCGGGCACGCGGGCACGUUGGGACGCCGGGACGCUGGGACGCUCCUGGGAUGCUGGGAUGCAGGGAUGCUGCUGGGCUUCGCAUCGGGGCGGCUCCGUCAGGGCUCUGAUUGGCCGCCUCUGCGCCGCGCUCGGCCAAUGGAGUCAGCCGCCUGGCCCAGCUCUUCACUUUCCUCCUGCCCAGCGGAGGCUGUGCGCUCUCGGGGGCUGGGAUUGGCUCAAGGAGCUGGAGGGGGCCGAGCCCGCCUCGGUGUCUGGGCUGGGCCGCCGCCGCCGCUGCCGCCGCCCUCAAUGUAACCCCCGUCCGACCCGGACCAGCCCCUGCCCGCGCACGUCGCCGGCCAGACGGUCAGCCUCCGAGCGCCCCGCGCCGGUCCAACAGGCGGUGCCCUCCUUCCCGGGCCAGUUUUCCUGCCUCAGCUCAUGAAAUUUGGCCCUAUCAUUCGGAUGACUAGAGCAGUCUUUCCAGAAGUUUGAUCGGGACAAAAAACGAUGCCAUUUCAGGUCCCUGUGGGCUGCACAGACACCAAGUGUUGGUUUUGCUGAAUCCCUAUGUGAGGAGACCUCGGCCCUGGGCAGUUCCACCCAGACCCAGCUAGUGUGGACCUGUCGCCUCAGCUGAGAGCUCCUCGUUGGCCGCCCUAAGAUGAGAGCAUCUGGAGCCGUCUGCUGAUUCCCACUCUGAGCUUCAGAGCCAGCUUAUGGGGCAAGGGAAAGAGUGACCAUCUGUCCGAAACCCUCAUCAAACCAAAUCAGUCCCUAACAGCAAAGCUGCUUUGAUUUGAGGUAGCAUCCUUUGGAUCCCUUCUGUCCAUCCGUGAGAGCUCCUCUACUCCUCGACCACCACAGAAAAUGGAAUCCAAAGUCUCUGAAGGGGGCCUGAAUGUGACCCUGACCAUCCGCCUGCUCAUGCACGGGAAGGAAGUUGGAAGCAUCAUUGGGAAGAAAGGGGAAACAGUGAAAAAGAUGCGUGAGGAGAGUGGUGCAAGAAUCAACAUCUCCGAAGGAAAUUGCCCAGAGAGAAUUGUGACCAUAACUGGCCCCACUGACGCCAUCUUCAAGGCUUUUGCUAUGAUUGCCUACAAGUUUGAGGAGGACAUCAUUAACUCCAUGAGUAACAGCACUGCGACCAGUAAGCCACCAGUAACACUAAGGUUGGUUGUCCCAGCCAGCCAGUGCGGGUCACUGAUUGGCAAAGGAGGCUCCAAGAUCAAGGAAAUCCGGGAGUCUACAGGUGCUCAGGUUCAAGUGGCGGGGGACAUGCUGCCCAACUCGACAGAGCGGGCAGUGACCAUCUCGGGGACCCCCGACGCCAUCAUCCAAUGUGUCAAACAGAUCUGUGUGGUGAUGCUGGAGGUACAGUCUGUAACAGUGGGGUCCCCACCGAAAGGUGCCACCAUCCCCUACCGCCCAAAGCCCGCCUCCACCCCUGUCAUUUUUGCAGGUGGUCAGGUAAGAGCCGACCCGCUUGCAGCCUCCACUGCCAACCUCAGCCUAUUACUGCAGCACCAGCCGCUGCCCGUUAGUGCGCUCAGGCCUAUACAAUUCAGGGACAAUACGCUAUUCCACACCCGGAUGUCUGGAUGCCAGUCCCCCGGCCAGUACUCAUGAACUCACCAUUCCCAAUGAUGCUGACGUCUGAGGUCACUGGAAUGGGUGCACUCUGAUUUCUACCCACCAUCCUCCAUUCUGCAUCCCGACCCUGUCCAGCCAGUGGCUCUCCACCCAGCUUGUACAAUCUGUAUAUUGACUGUCCUCCCUUCCCCUCGACCCAUAGAUGGGUUUUUCUUUACUAACAAAAAUAUAUAUUACAUAUAUCUAUAUAUCUCUAUAUAAAAGGCCCACGCACACACACACACACACACACACACACACUCACACACUCAGACCCGUUUCUUUACUAGCUCCAGCUUCUGCCCCUGCUGUCUCCUGAGCUCUUAAUUUCUGCUCCAGGUCUGUCCAUGCUUUUGGUGCACGUGUGGUGUUGAUUAUUUUAAAAACCUUCCGGGGUGGUCCCCUUUGUGCCGUUUCUGAAGCCACGUGUUCCUUUAGUGUCAGCCUAGCUUAGCUGUUCCACUGUUUGGUUUGAGAUUUGGAUGCCAUGUUUACUAGAUUAUAAUCGAAUCCAUCCUCUAGAACUACAGUUGCUUUGCAAUAUGUCUUCACUCUCCAAUAUGCCAUUAUGACUGCCCUCCCCCAUCCCCCGCCCCUCCACCCCUCCACCUUCGCUUGUCUCGGCUCACCUUCCACCCUCCGACCCGUGUCCUGAAGCCAUGGAACGGCUUUUCCCUUGUUAUUUUGGAAGUAGAACGUGUGGGGACCAAUGGAGACCUCCAGACAUCUCCACUGGACCCCACACAGGAAAGGUCUUUUCCUCAUGUGGCAGGGUCCAGACAAGCCAUUGUAGUAUUAAUGAGAGCAAGGGGGGAAAGUCAGGUUUAUUUUUUAACUGGGAAAUCAUUUGCUGGGGCUGGGGGAGGGGGGAAUGAAAUGAUCUUAGGAUCCAUGGGGACUGCUGGGAUCUUUCUCAAGACAAUAGCUUCUCAAGAACCUUUUCUUUGGAUCCAGCUCAGGACGCUCCAGUCUCUGUGAGCCUGCCGUGUUUGCUGUUGUUUGUACUCAAUAAAUGUCUGUGCAGCUCUGCGACCAAUGA
Molecule: messenger RNA, 2748 nt
Organism: Sarcophilus harrisii (Tasmanian devil)
Lineage: Eukaryota; Metazoa; Chordata; Mammalia; Dasyuromorphia; Dasyuridae
Gene: PCBP3
Product: poly(rC) binding protein 3
Exons: 16
Coding region: 948-1706 (252 amino acids)
Biological process (GO): regulation of gene expression; regulation of RNA metabolic process
Cellular component (GO): nucleus; cytoplasm
Molecular function (GO): mRNA binding
Source: RefSeq, a predicted model, not a curated record